Messenger RNA from Oncorhynchus mykiss (rainbow trout), 9174 nucleotides. RefSeq names its product protein ITPRID2. NCBI's taxonomy places the organism in Eukaryota, Metazoa, Chordata, Actinopteri, Salmoniformes, Salmonidae. The record is from RefSeq and is a predicted model, not a curated record. Gene Ontology annotation, molecular function: signaling receptor binding.
CACAACAGGAAAUGACUCGGCACCAGCACGCAAUCUUUCAACUAAACCGACAUUUUCUGCUCCACUUGUUGUCAGUUGGACUUCUUGCUCUCUGUCUAUCCAUCCAUCCACCCUGUCUGCCUCUGUCCCACAUCUCUGCCUGGCUGAGUGGGAACUACUUUUACAUUUGAUGGCUUUGGAAGUGACCUUAGUAUUCUUGGAAGAAUUCUUAGGAUAUAAUUCUGUCAGAAGGAGGAAUUCCCACCAGGUGACUUGCCCCCUGCUGUAGCGACCAGGCCAGGGGAGAGGAGGAGUUGUGGAUCCAGGAGCGGACCAUGGAGCAGUGUGAAACUGCUGCGAGCCCCAGCAUAGAUCACCCAUGGAAGGCAGCGACAAUAAUGAGGAAGGCCUGGAUCCAGAGCAGAGACUCCUGGCAGGGCCUCUCUGAGAGCCAGGACACCCAGGAUCAGGAGGGUUGCAGCGAGGAGACACUGUGUUCAGAUCCCACUAUGGAGGAGAGGACAGCCCCGGCCGAGGAGCCUGUCCCUAAGAAGAUUGCGAGCUGGCUCAAGGACUGCAGGACUCCUCUUGGGGCCUCUCUGGAUGAACAGAGCAGCACUCAGUCCAAGGGAGUGCUAAAGAAUGGCUGCAGCUUUGAAGACUACUUUUCUCUGGGAGCUGAGGCCAACCACCUUCAGCCCAACAGUGCCAAAGCAGAGACACCCUGCUAUGGGAUAUGUGCAAAGGACAAGAGGAGCCAGUUCCUACAGAACAGGAGUAUGAACUCAAUAGGCUCAGGGAAGAGCAGCACCAGUGUAUCCAGUGUGUCUGAGUUGUUGGACCUAUAUGAAGAGGAUCCAGAAGAGAUCCUGUAUAACCUGGGGUUUGGCCGGGAGGAGCUGGAUAUCGCCUCAAAGAUCCCCUUGCGCUUCUUUAACAGCCCCUCUUGUGCUAAGGGCAUCGAUCUCAAGAUGUACCUGGAAGCACAGCUACAACGCACAGAGAUGGAAAAACCCAACUAUGCCCUGACAAGUCGUUUCCGUCAGAUCGCGGUCCUGACCACAGUGGCCAACGAAUUAUUCCAUCUCUACUCCCAGGUGUCGGGCCAGCACGUCCAAAAGAUCUGCAGCCUGGAUGGGGAACCCCUUACCAUCAUCACUCCUUCUCCUCUGACGAGGAACAACUCAGCCCUGAACGCAGCCAAGAUCCUAAAGAAGACCAUCACCAAGCAUAACCUGUUGGGUGGGGCAGCAGAGGAAGUCUCUCAUAGCCCCACAGCCCUGUCUACUACCACAGAGAAACAAGCAGACCAAUUGAGUCCAGGUACAGGGGACAGCGCCAUCACUACUGACUCCGGCCACAAGGGGGAGCUCAAGCAGAAGGCCUUCAUGAAGAAGGAAUCUACUUCCCCGGCGAUGUUGACUGAGGACAGCCACUCUAGAGGCAGCGCUGAAGCCCCCCUGAGCAUCAACGGACACCACGCUGGAAUGAAUGGAGACAGUCCUAAGCUAAAUGGAAAUGGCCUGGCGUUGACAGGAAGUGGAGAAAAUCACAUUUCGUUCACUGUCAGUGUAGUCCCUGAGGAGGCCCAGGAGGGUGAUCUGAGCCUGUGCAGCGAGGCUGACCUGGAGAAAGAGCACCAGGAAAUCCAUCAGAGGGCCAUCCGAUCAACCCCAGACGAAGAACCUAACUACAGCCUGAUGCACAACGCUCACAUCACCCACCACCACACGCAGGCCAAGGAUUCCUUUGAGAUGGAAGAGGUCCAGAGUAAUAAGAGUGAAGCUCUACUUGGAACUUGCAGCCCCUCUAGAGCAGGCAGUGAACAACAACUGAGAACAACCAACCAGCAGUCAGACAGUAGUGGUUUUGCAGAGGGCCCCUCUACUGAUGGCUCAGCUAACAAUUUCAAGAUACAGGAGAGCGCUGACAGCUGUGACUGUGAGACAAUGCUGAUGUCCUACGCUGGGGAGGUGACCACUCCUCUAGCCCUUGAACACCCUGCCUUUGAGAGGCUGCAGUUAAAGGAGGAACAGGAGGAGGAGGAUGUGCAGAUACCCUCUGUCCUACAGAAACGCCUUGAGGAGGACGGGAGUGGGAGCAAGAGCCCUAUUGGGGAGGAAGAGCAGCGGCAGGAGGUGCCACAGUACACCUUCCACCAGUUACCUAAACCAGAAGAUAGAGGAGUGGCCCAAGACUCAGAGCAGGACCAGCAGCAUAGCACUGCUGAGGAAGCUGCUUCUUAUCCUGCCUCUGAGACUCCUCAGUCAAGUCCUGAGACUUGCCAUACUGUUGAGGCUGAUCCUGACAUGGCUACAGUGCCUGGUCCUACAGAAGACCAUGGCUCCAUCCUGACCCCUGACUGCAGCUCCUCUGGUGCCCCAGCCAGGGAGGGUGUGACUGACAGGGUGGAGAUGGAUGCCAGGCUCUCCAGCCCUAGACCCAGCUGCCCCAUCUUCAGUGCCUCACCCAGGGUCCACGGGGCCCUCUACAGGGCCCAGCAGAGGGCCUUGUCCCCAGGCCUCCAGGGCCCCUGCAUGGAGGGGAAGGUGAGGGAUCUGUUCAGGAGAAGAGUCCCCCUGACGAGGUCCCGAUCCCUGCCUACCUCCCUCCUCAGCCCCUCCUGUGCGGUCUCUUCUGUCAGGAUCCAGUUUGGCCAGGGGACAGUCAGGCACUGCACUCGGACGGUCUUUUCCUACCGAUACACCCCAGAAGUGAAGGAGGAGGAGGUGCAGGUGGAGGAGGAGGUGCAGGUGGAGGAGGAGGUGCAGGUGGAGGAGGAGGAGGUGCAGGUGGAGGAGGAGGAGGUGCAGGUGGAGGAGGAGGUGGAGGAGGAGCAGGUAGAGCUGGAGGUGGGGUCCAUUGUGGAAGAAGAGGUUCCGGAGGAGGAGUUUCAGAGAGGCAGCUUUUGCUCCAUCUUAAUUAUCAACAGAGAGGCCGAGCCAUCUCAUGGCCCCGGGCUACAGAGAGAUGGGGAGCUGAGAAAGCUUCAAGGCAGAGUCCCCCCUUCCCCCCUCGCCAUCCCCCGCCACCUGACCCUCUCAACCAUCUCACUGCACAGCCACAGCCCCCCUCCUGAGUGGGGAGAGAGACCUCUGGUGGAGCACCACCGUGCCUGGAGCACCUGUAGCGUACCUAACCUUACCCAACGUAACCUGGCACAGCAUAACCACCCUAACCUGAACCACUUCAAUAACCCUAACCUCACUCAGCACAGCAACCCUAACUUAAACCUCACUCAGCACAGUAACCCUAACUUAAACCUCACUCAGCCUAGUAACCCUAACUUAAACCUCACCCAGCACAGCAACCCUAACUUAAACCUCACCCAGCACAGCAACCCUAACUUAAAUCUCAACCAGCACAGCAACCCAGAUUUCAACCUCACCCAGCACAGCAAACCUAACCUGGCGCACUUCAAUUACCCUAACCUCACUCAACACAGCAACCCUAACUCUACCCUCACACAACACAACCUAGCCCAACACAAUAACCCCAACCUCCCACAGCACACAGCCCCCAAUUUACCCCAUCAUAUGGCCCCUAACCAUCCUUACCAGAGUCCUCCUUUCACUUACAACAUGGGCAGCACCCUUCCACACAACUUCCCGCACAGCACACACUACCCCUUUUCCCCGUACAGCUCCUCAUAUAAUACCCCGCCCCAUAGCGACCCUUUCAGUUCACCUUACUAUAACUACCAUGGUAACCCAUAUAGUGGGUCUUACAGCUACCUUCAUAGCAACAAUCAUUAUACUGCCCAUAGCUCUUACUCUAACCCAUCACACACACCUUCCAAACUGCCUCCACAUCUCUCUACUGCCCCCUAUGGAGAACCAUACAGUACUCCAUUCCCUGGCCACCAUCAUCUGUUUCCUUACCCCCAUGGAGUUGACCCUAUGGGGGCAGCCCCUAAUUCCCACCUUCCACCAGCCCUGUCUACCACUGAGAUGCAGCUCAGACGGGUCCUUCAUGACAUCAGAGGAAGUGUACAGAACUUGGCUCAGAAUUCAUCAGAAUGCAGAGCAGACGUUUUCAAUCGUCAGAGAUCUGCCCAGCCACUGUUUGAGACCUCUCUCCAGAAGGAGCUGCAGGCUAAGAGGAGGAGUCUGAAUGUGUUCCGGACACAGAUGAUGGAUCUGGAAGUGUCCCUGAUGAAACAACAGGCGUUAGUCUACCAGCACCUCAGUCACGACGAGAGGCAGGAGGCGGAGCAGCUGCAGGGCCUGCGGUCAGCAGUGAGACAGGAGCUGAAGGAACUAGAGCUCCAGCUAGAGGAUCGGCUGCUGACCUUGAACGAACAGCUCCGCUCUGCCAGCCACCACAGUCUCUACCGCCACCGCAUGAGCGGUCACAGCAUGUACAGCCUGUCUAACAGUUCUGCUCUGAGAGCUAUGGAGCCGAUGUUGAACCUGCUGAUGGAACCGCUGUACCUGCAGACAGAGCUGGGCUACGAGGGUGGGGCAGAGAGCAGACCAAGCAUGGCACCCACGCCGCGCUCAGGCCGCUCCUCCAGGUCAGCCAGUCCAAUGAGGUCCACCGGAUGUCACCCAGACCCCUCCCACACCUCAGAGCUGCCCCUCCCUGGUCCCCAGAAGACAGAGGUGUAUCGAACCUCCAUCUCCCUCACCCCAGCCCCCCCUCCACGGCCUGGUGCCUCCACAGGGUUCUCCCAGGGCCAGAUCAGUCCUCUAGAGGCCCAGGACCAUGCCAUAGACAAGGCACUGACAGGAGAGCAACAUCCAGAGGAUCGAGCGCAAGGAGAGGAAGAGGGCAGAGGAGGAAGAGGGGCAGCUGUAGACCCUCACCUGCUAGAGGAGAGGGGUAGGGAGGGAGGAAGAGGAGGAAGAUUAGUUGUAGGAAGGGCAAACAACCCCCAGCUACAGCAGCUCAUCAAGGAGAUCAAAGAGAGCCUUGCUGAUGAGAUCCGACAGGAGAUAGCCAGUGAGCUCCUGGCGGCCGUAUCUCCACGACGAUCACCUGUGUUGGCCAGAGAAUACCCCCUGUUAGACUGUUGACAGGUCCUACAUCUGAGUUGAAGAUAACCACUGGUAAAGUCUACCCAUUCUACUCAACCUGAACACUGGUGAAGCCAUACACUGAACAGCCCAACAACCUUUUUACCACUGUUUCUACUAUUUCCAGAGAGUCUGAUGAUGGCAGAUACCUUAACACUGUGUUUUCAACCAUAUAGGUAGAGUUUUUUUUUAUUUCAAUGGUUUCUUCUCCUCAGUAGUCUGCUGACUGACAGAUACUCUGGGGCCUCAUUUAUAACCGUUGCGUAAAUUUCACACUAAAUAUCUGAAUAUCUGCAUGUGCCAUUUCUGAAAAGACUGCAUACAUACAAAAAUAGAGUUUUAUAAACUUGGCAUACAUAUGUUUACUGUUAUAAAUCACACCCGUCCUGAAACUGUGAGUGAAAGAGCAUCAGUACUCUGUCUGAAAAACGCCCAUCUACCUUUUAUGGUGACAAAAACGCCCUUAUUCGCUGUAUACUUUCGAAGUGUUUGAGCAGUUUUCUAAAGGAAAUAGCAAUAGCGAACUUGAUCAAAUGUCUUUGGAGGUGAUUGCAGAAUGUUAAACUUUUGCAAUGACAUUUGCUGUAGGCCUAGGCUAUCUGAUAGACAAAAAGUUAAUGAAAGACGACAACUAUUGCAAAUUGCUGUUGAGCUGUAAGCAGACCGUUUUAAUUUAAUUGGGCCUAAUGUUUUGCAAUGACUUUUUCUCUGAACGAUGCUACACUGCCCUCGAAUUCUGAAACAUUCUCUACUUACAGUGGUAGACAUGCACACUACAAUGCACCUGUUCACCUGGUAAAUUUUAAUUUAGUUAUAAACCCGCUUCCUUUCUGAUGCGUAGAGCAAAAUACUUGAAAUAAUAGCUUAUCUAAUAGACUUAAUUAAAUGAGAGAUGCGCAUGGUCAUUUUUUGUAGGCUAUGGUUACUUCAGAAAUAUGGACCAAUAAUGUCCAGAAAAGGUGAAGAAUUUAUUCUGCAAUAGUUAUGAAAAUAUAUAUUAUGUGUAUAAAUGCAAUAUUGUCUACUCAAAAAAUGUUAAAUUACAGUAUUCAGAUGUGGGCUACAGAAGUAACCUGCAACCCGUCUGUUCCACCGUUAAUACUACUGCGCUCUGGAUCGGAUGGCAUAGAGCAAAAUACUUGAAAUAGCUUAUCUAUUUACUACUGUGAAGUGGGUCCAAUUAAAGCAGAUAUGAGAUGAAUGCUAUUCCUGUUGUUGCCCGAUAUAGGCUACCUCGUGAGUAUGACACCAUCACAGAAAAGGUGAGGAAUUGAUUAUGCAAUGAUCAUGGAAAUAAAUAAUACAUAGUAGCCAGGGAUAUAGAUAGAUGAUUGUCUAAUUAUUUUAAAAUGCAAAGAUAAACUAAAUAUAUUUUCUCUUUACUCACUAACGGAAAAUGAUUGCAUCUUGUUAUUAACCUGUUUAUUGUUAUUCAUAAGCGUGUCCAUAUCCUCCAUUUGCACAAAAUAUAAAUGUACUUGCCUGCUUGCAAUACAAUAUUUCAACCACUAGAAUCUGCAUAAGCAUUGUCUAAAGUCUGCGAGAAGGUGAGCACGUUUUUACAUCAAGUUCAGUUUUUAUAAAUGCCAACUUUUGUGUGAAAAUUGGCACACACAUUUUUUGAGAUUUAUUUUGUACCUGCCAAAGGUUUAUAAAUGAGUUCCCUUGUAUCUUAAGACGUGUAUGCUGUGUGCCUUGGAGACACUAAUGCUGCUGUGUACUUGCUGUUAUAGUGAACUGUCUUGUUCUCUGUCUUAACCGUCCUAUUUCAAACACUCAGAAUAACUACUGCAUUACUCAUGUGUUGUCGACAGGGGUGUAAUUGGAGGUGAACUAGAGUUCGCAAAGUAAAAUAAUUUUGACAUGUACAAAAUGUGUUUAAGUUAACUGCCCAGUGUUUCCAGAUUUCAGUGAAACAUGACCUAUAAUUACUGACAAUAUGAGCUAAAUAGUUGUCCUUCUAUUUUUUUUAUUAAGUGUGUUAAAAAGCAGUUUUUCUGUGUUGGAAUGUUAUGGGUGUACCCCAACAAAAGAAUGGUGUGGGCAUAUACCCGGUCAUUAAAAAUAUUAAUGCUAGUAGACCGCUGAUUGGCUAUCUCCUCCUCCUCAUGGAGAUGACAUCAUGUUCUAUGAGGAAAUGGCAAGCAUUUUUGUGUUUUAUUUUUUUCAAUUAAUGCUGGCAACAUAUAAGCAUAGGAAGAGUCAACAAUUUGGGGGGGAUAUGAGUUAACAGAAUAUAAACUUUUAAAAGUUAUAUUUUCACUCGGUCGUUACUUUACGGUAAAUUCUAAGAUCAGUAAGUUCCCAGAGUGACUUUUCUCCAAUUCCGUCUCUGGUUGUUGGUGACAUUUGUUAUUAUGUUAUGAUAUGAUCCUGACGUUGUGUAUGGGUUGUAUUUAAGCACAUAGAUGUGGAUCAGGGUGCAUCUCUUGUCCUAAAGGUGAAAAAUAGAGUUAGAAGAUGAUUAUGGUUGUAUGGGAAUUUAGUGUCAGCUGUAAAUUACCAUGCCCUCUUCUUCUAAUGCCAUCUCUAUGAGGAACUAAUCAGACCUGGUUUCAAAUACUAUUUGAAGUCUUUUAAAUACUUUGAUUGUUUUGCUCAGCUUGCCUGUAGUGCCAGAUGGGCAGGGUUUACCGUUUUGGGAAUAUUCUAAUGGCUCAUUAAGCCAGGCAAGGUCAGAUAAAGUAUUUGAACCCAGGUCUGGAACUAACUAUGCAAUACAUUUCACUGUCUCUGAACUUGAAAAUAUCAUUAGUAAAAAGACUAUAUCGAUCUCUAUCAGACAAGAUACUGUUAAUUCUGCUGUGUUUCUACUCUCCAGUUCAGGCCACCUGUCUGUCUCUAUUACCCCUUUAAAGAAAAUAUCUCAGGACAAAUACAUUUAGUGGUUUUUAACGUCUAUUUAAGAUAAGAAAUACAGGUAUGAAUUUUUGUUUGUUUUUAAUGUGAGACACUAACAAAAACACGCAUCUGGGUCGUAUUCAUUAGGCACCAAACAGAGGAAAAUUGAUUGGAUCGUGCAGGGACUAAAUUUGAUUUGAUUUGGACUUACUUUCUGUAGAAUCUUUAAAAAUAACGUUUUCAAUUGUUACCCUAAUGAACACAACCCAGGACAAAGGUGUAAAAUGAGUAUAAUGCAUACAUUUAAGUGGUGCUUUUUAAAAGCAGUAGUUGAUGCAACCCAAUUAAACUUGUUGUUUCCGGUUUGGACAAAUUAUGUACAUAAUGUUUGUUAAAAUUAAAUAUUGGUGCACCUAAAACAUUGAAGGAAUGCAAAAGGGACUAAUUUGGUGGAAUGACCCACUUACUACAUAGCUGUAGAUGAUCUGUACUUAUCUGUAGCUUACUUGUACUUACUAAUGGUCAAGCACAGACGAACAUGCAGCUUAUAACUUCUCUUUUCCCCUAUAUGCUGAACUGUGCAUCACCCCUGAGGUGGCACCCAGUCGCUUGUCCGGCCCGCUCCACACCUCCAGCCCCUGCCUCUAAUUCUCUGGCAUUUCCUCCAGAGGUAUCAGGUGUUCCUAGGUCGUACGUGUUUAGAGGCACAGAAUGAUCCCUGAGCAUAAAUGGGCACCAUUGACGGCAAGGCGAAAACACACUGGGUUGCGUCUCAAAUGGCCUCCUAUUCCCUACAUAGUGCACUACUUUUAACCAGGGUCUAAAGUAGUGCAGUAGGGAAUAAAGUGCCAUUUGAGACGCAGAACUGCCCCAACCAUGGGCACUGGGACUGUGGGCCUGUUUGUGUGUCACUCAGUUUGACUUGGUGUGGUGUUAAUAACAGGUCUGUGUUGCUGAGGUUAUUACUUUUCUCUUAAGCGCUCCUUUAUAUUGUUUAUUAUGGUUUCUCUGUGUACAGCACGUUGACACAUUGUGAACAUUACAUCAGCAUACUGUGUUUUGUCUUCUCAUUCUAGUUUGGAUCAUCUGCCGUUCCUAGACAGAUGCCAGACACAGAGAAAUGGGUCAUUUAUGGUUAUUUAUGGUUCAUCACAGUCCUCAUUGAGGACUGCAUGUCAGAAUGUUGUUGUUUUGCCACUUCACUUAAAUUGAAGUUUUGGUCAGUCCUUGCAGACUACUACAUCAUCCACAAAUAAACAUGUUAUUUAUUUGUAUGUAUUUGAACAUUGUGGUUACAUUAAUGAUGAAUGAAAUCAAAUAAAUCUUAUUCAUGAAU